Molecule: messenger RNA, 1563 nt
Organism: Rhodofomes roseus
Lineage: Eukaryota; Fungi; Basidiomycota; Agaricomycetes; Polyporales; Fomitopsidaceae
Exons: 2
Coding region: 1-1563 (520 amino acids)
Source: RefSeq, a predicted model, not a curated record
AUGUCCAAGUCCUCCCUCUCCUCCGUCGUCUCCGACCUCGUACGAGCCCAGAUGGGCACCGCACUGACACAGACAGUGACGGACGAAGACCUUGACCGCCAUGUUGCCGAGCUGAUCCUGAAGGAAGCCAAGCAGAAGGCGGAGAAGUAUGGGACGGACGGUAUUCGCGCAUACCUCCAGAGCAACGAUAACGAGAGCAAUGCGCCGAAGACCAACAAGCGCUUUCUCUCGACCAUCAUCAAGAGUACAGAUGAUCACAACAAGACUAUCCUGCGCGCGCAAGCCCAAGCGGCACAGGAAAUCAGGCUAGAGCGGGAGGAACAGGAGAGGCGCGAGCGGAGAGCCCGUGCUGAGGAGGCUGUCGCUGCGGAGCGCCUGCGGCGGCUUAUGGGGCAGAGCGGUCGUACAGAAUGGGCGAGCAAUUGGGACCGUGGUGGAUCGAGGGGCCUCAAGCGGCGGGAGAGGAGCUGGGAGAGGCAGGAUGCAUGUGACGACGAAGUUCACGAGCGGGAGCACAAGCGCGAACGCAGGUCGGACAGACACGAGCGCGAGCACCGCCACCGCCGUCGGUCACGGUCUGGGGAACGGGAACGUCGGAGUCGCAGGGAAGAGGGACGCAGGUCGAGACGAUCACGCAGCCGGGAGGGGUACGAGAACGACGACGAAGACGACUACGAGAGGCGGAAGCGGAGGAGACGUCACAAGGAACGCAGUCGUUCGAGGUCCACUGCCCGCUCCGAAGAAGACCCCGACGACAGAGAUCAUGACAGGCACAGGAGGCGGAAUAGAGACAGAGAUACAUUUCGUCGAAGCCGUCGCCCGAGCCCUUCCAGCAGGGCACGCUCUCACUCCGCUGAUGUCGAGCAGCCGUCGCGCUCACGGCGGCGUUCUACAUCUGAUGAAAGCCCUCGACGCCGGUCGCAGCAAGGUCAUGGCGACGAAGAAGAGCCCGAGGACACUCUGACCCGAGAGGAGAAGCUCCGACUUGAGCUGAAGCGGAAGGGCAAGACAAAGGCGGCAGAUGACGCCUACGUCGCUGCGACUCAUACGAAUUCUCCGUCGCGCAGGCCCCGAGACGACGAACGUCGGAUUAAAUCUGGGACACCUGACGAAGAGGGUAUGAAGCAUGGCUCAACCUCUUCACGUACUAUGCGCUCGUCAACUAGUCCAGCUCGGUCAUCCAUCGGCCCACCGUCUCCCCCCACCUCCCCUCCACCUCUCCCACCACUACCAUCCAAGAUGGACAAGUACUUUGAUUCCUCUUAUGAUCCCCGCCUUGACGUCGCGCCACUGGCCGUGCCUACCGUGCCGAAGACUGGCCUCAUCGAUGACGCCGACUUUGCCGGCUGGGACGCGAUGCUGGAGGUCAUCCGCCAACGGCGCGAGUACAAGGCGGAGAAGAAGAUGCUGGAGCGGUGGGGCGUCGGGAAGGACAAGGACAAGAAGAAGAAUGCUGACGGCGCGGGUGCGUCGUGGUCGGAGGGCGGGACUAGCGUCAUGGACAUCCAGUACAAGAAGAAGGGGGCUGUCCGGGAGUGGGACCUGGGCAAGGAGGGAUUCUGA